Rotaria socialis is the source of this 543-nucleotide messenger RNA. NCBI's taxonomy places the organism in Eukaryota, Metazoa, Rotifera, Eurotatoria, Philodinida, Philodinidae. The record is from the annotation of a GenBank genome assembly.
AUGGAACCUUCAAGAUCUGUAACACCAUCGAUUUUUUAUCAAUUAUACGCUACGUACGUGGUUUAUCGAAAUGCUGUUUUACCUGUCGUAUUCGCAUUAUUACCAAACAAAACUCAACAAACUUAUCGGCGUCUUAUUGAUAAAUUAUCGGAAAUUUGUCCAUUAUGGAGUCCAAAAUUUAUAAUGAUGAACUUCGAACUUGCAUCAAUAAAUGCAUUCGGUGAUAAAUUUGCAACAACAACAAAUUCAUCAAUAAUGUUCGGUUGGUUUUUUCAUCUACAAAAUAGUAUUCAACGUAAAGUACAAGUCAGACUUAUAGGCUUCAAAACAAAUUAUGAACAAGAUCCAGUAUUUGCUCAUCAUAUUAAUCAAAUUGCUGCUCUUGCAUUUCUUCAACCGAAUGAUGCUCGUCAAGGUUUUUAUGACCUGUACAAUUCAUUACCACAAAUGUUACAUCCAUUAUUAGAUUAUUUUGAAAAUACAUAUGUUGGUAGAAAUCGUACACAAGGAAGAGCAAAACCAAUAUUUGAAAUCGAAUUAUGA